AGGGGACUUGCUAACGUCCUCCCUUUUCGAAGCUUCCCUGUACAACUCCAUUAAAAAAAAAAAAUAGAACUUAGUUUUCUCCAUCACUCCCCCUUCUCGUUUUCUGCACCAUGGCCGACGCAUCUGCAAAGCCGCCUACUGAUGCUGUCACGACGCCACCUAUUAGUACUGAUCCAGUAAGCACGUCGCUACCUACUAGUACUGAUCCAGUAGCAGAAGAUGAGAGGAAACUCAAAUAUCUGGAUUUCGUUCAAGUUGCAGCGAUCUAUGUGAUUGUUUGCUUCUCAACUUUGUAUGAAUACGGCAAAGCAAACUCCGGCCCGUUGAAACCUGGUGUCCAGGCCGUAGAAGCCACUGUUAAAACCGUUAUCGGACCGGUUUACGAGAAGUUUCACGACGUUCCUUUCGAUCUCCUCAAGUUCAUCGACCUAAAGGUGGCAGACUUGAUGACAGAAGUUGAAAGCCAUGUGCCUUCUCUACUAAAGCAGGCAUCAUCCAAAGCUCUGUUAAUAGCUCAGAAGGCUCCGGAAUUAGCUCGAGAUCUCGCCGGCGAGGUACAGCACGAUGGCUUAGUGGACACGGCGAGUAACGUAGCUAAAACACUCUACACAAAGUACGAACCCACAGCCAAGGAUCUAUAUGCAAAAUACGAGCCAGUAGCAGAGAAGACUGCCGUUUCGGCAUGGCGAUCUCUGAACAAGCUUCCUUUGUUCCCUCAAGUGGCUCAGAUUUUGGUGCCGACGGCUGCUUAUUGGAGCGAGAAAUACAAUCAAGCGGUGACAUAUGCGUCGGAGAGCGGCUAUGCAGCGGCGCAUUAUUUUCCGAUUAUUUCCGUCGAGAGGAUUGCGAAGGUGUUUGAAGGGGGCGCCACCGCGGAGAACGAGCAGUCCGUUUCCUUGAGUGGCGGUACUGUUGCUCCGGCGCAAUGACCAUUUUACCGCUCUUUACUUGGGUUGGCCCCGUUGGGCUUAAUGGGCCGCGGGGUUAAUAACUUUGAUUAUGUUUGUCGGUAGUAAUUGUUCAUCUUUAUAUCAUAAGCCAUUUGUCAAAUCCCUUAAUAUACUAGAUUUAAUAAUUAUUCUAAAUCACCAAAUUUAAAUUCGGGAACAAACCAUAUUAUAUCAAAUUUUAAUCAUAUACUCGAAACAAAAUACAAGAACAAAGAGUUUUAGGGUGUAUCAAGUAAACAUUACGGGGAUAGAUUUGGUUUUGUAGUUCCUUAUAAAUUUGUUUUUAAUUUUA
Messenger RNA from Solanum dulcamara, 1242 nucleotides. Its product is annotated as stress-related protein. The transcript has 3 exons. Lineage: Eukaryota; Viridiplantae; Streptophyta; Magnoliopsida; Solanales; Solanaceae. Bases 111 to 929 code for a protein of 272 amino acids. The record is from RefSeq and is a predicted model, not a curated record.